This is a messenger RNA of Melospiza georgiana, 1264 nucleotides long. It is a transcript of the gene ACKR3, whose product is annotated as atypical chemokine receptor 3. Gene Ontology annotation, cellular component: membrane. The transcript is spliced from 2 exons. The record is from RefSeq and is a predicted model, not a curated record. Gene Ontology annotation, biological process: chemotaxis; G protein-coupled receptor signaling pathway; angiogenesis. Gene Ontology annotation, molecular function: G protein-coupled receptor activity; coreceptor activity; chemokine binding. NCBI's taxonomy places the organism in Eukaryota, Metazoa, Chordata, Aves, Passeriformes, Passerellidae. Bases 67 to 1161 code for a protein of 364 amino acids.
CGCUCACUCGCUCGGGCAGCGCUGCCGCCAGGCCCCGAGGUCACUUGCAUUCCAACCCGAGCAACCAUGAGCGCGCUUGACUUGACUUCCAUCCUGGAUUUCCUGGAGACGGCCAACCUGACGGAGAUCAACUGGACGUGCAGCAGCGGCGAGUGCAUCACGGUGGACGCCACGACAUGCCCUGGCACGCUCAACAAGAGCGCCCUGCUCUACACCCUGUCCUUCUUCUACAUCUUCAUCUUCGUCAUAGGCCUGGUGGCCAACUCGGUGGUGGUGUGGGUCAACCUGCAGGCCAAAAUGACGGGCUAUGAGACCCACCUGUACAUCUUCAACCUGGCCAUCGCCGACCUGUGCGUCGUCAUCACCCUGCCCGUGUGGGUCGUCUCGCUGGUCCAGCACAACCAGUGGCACAUGGGGGAGAUCACGUGCAAGAUAACCCACCUGAUAUUUUCCAUCAACUUGUACAGCAGCAUCUUCUUCCUGGCGUGCAUGAGCGUGGACCGCUACCUCUCGGUCGCCUACUUCACCAACUCCAGCAGCCGCAAGAAGAAGAUCAUCCGCCGCUGCAUCUGCGUCCUGGUGUGGCUCCUGGCCUUCUGCGCCUCCCUCCCGGACACCUAUUACCUCAAGACUGUCUCUUCCAACAGCGAGACCUACUGCAGGCCCGUUUACCCCGAGGAGAGCUUCAAGGAGUGGCUGAUUGGCAUGGAGCUCAUCUCCGUGGUGCUGGGCUUCCUCAUCCCCUUUCCCGUCAUCGCCGUGUUUUAUUUCCUCCUGGCCAAGAGCAUCUCCGCCUCCGGCGACCAGGAGCGCAAGAGCAACGGGAAGAUCAUCUUCUCCUACGUGGUGGUGUUCCUGGUGUGCUGGCUGCCCUACCACGUGGCCGUCCUGCUGGACAUCUUCUACAGCCUUCACUUCAUCCCCAUCAGCUGCCAGAUGGAGAACUUCCUCUACGCCACCCUGCACAUCACUCAGUGCUUCUCGCUGGUGCACUGCUGCGUCAACCCCAUCCUGUACAGCUUCAUCAACCGCAACUACCGAUACGAGCUGAUGAAAGCCUUCAUCUUCAAGUACUCUGCCAAAACUGGCCUCACCAAACUCAUCGACGCCUCCAGAGUGUCAGAAGCAGAAUACUCAGCUCUGGAGCAAAAUGCCAAAUGACUGCAAGCCCGGGAAGGAACUUCCUUGACUCUCUGACCUGAUGUGGGUUUUUUUUUUUUUUGUGUGUGUUACGGUUUGUUGUUUUUUUUUUUGUUUUUUUUUU